Daphnia pulicaria is the source of this 868-nucleotide messenger RNA. RefSeq lists its product as uncharacterized. The record is from RefSeq and is a predicted model, not a curated record. The transcript is spliced from 3 exons. Bases 1 to 531 code for a protein of 176 amino acids. NCBI's taxonomy places the organism in Eukaryota, Metazoa, Arthropoda, Branchiopoda, Diplostraca, Daphniidae.
AUGGCAGCUGCAUUCCGGGAAUUACUGAGUCUCUACCUGCUGCCAGAGGAUAAAAUCGCCAAAAGAUUUCAACAGAUCGAAGCGGCAGCAAAUGGUCUCAUGCUGAGAUUUUGCAACUAUAUCGACACCACAUACAUAAAAAGCACCGUUUGGCCACCACAAAAUUGGAGCAUGUUCAAUCAGCAUGAACGUACCAACAACAACGUCGAGGGGACUCACAACAACCUGAAAGCUGUUGCUGGGCCUUCAUCUAUCAGUCUCGUCACUUUCAUUCUCAAGAUGAAAGACGAGGCUGAGAAAAUACCAAUGACGGCCAAGCUCCUUUCCCAAGAACAGGCCCUGAGACGGUUGAACAAAAACGCAGAGUCGAAGCAGCACCACCUGACGGAACUGUGGGCUUCCUAUAGCCGGGCCGAUAAUCCCAUUUCAUCUAAAGAACUGUUGGAGGCGCUUGGAAAUCUCACGCAUAAGUUCUCCAGGGCCCAACUAAGAGAACUCCGGAAUGCCAAUGGUCUUGACGAGUCUGAUUAAGACUAUUUUUUUCUCUACCUACUUUAUCUCAUUUUAUUUCUACAUUCAUUUUAUAAGCUGGUUGUGCUACGAGCCAGCAAUUUCGAUACAGCUUCAUGUCUGUAUCUAUUCUGAUCAGCAUUUAGCGGAAUCCCAAUUACUGUGUUCUUUUUUCAUCGAUUCCAGCUCCCUUUAUGUAAUGUAAAUAAUUCGAUUACGCAUAGUAGGUAUUCAACUCAUCUUUUUAUUUCCAAUUAAAAAAUAGGCCCGUGUGUCGUCUUUUUUUAGGCCCGUGUGUCGCAUGAAAAAAAAAGAGGGCCCGUAUGUCGGGGCCCGUAUAGCGGGGCCCGUAUGUCGC